Messenger RNA from Dichomitus squalens LYAD-421 SS1, 696 nucleotides. RefSeq lists its product as uncharacterized. The record is from RefSeq and is a predicted model, not a curated record. The coding region runs from base 1 to 696 and encodes 231 amino acids. NCBI's taxonomy places the organism in Eukaryota, Fungi, Basidiomycota, Agaricomycetes, Polyporales, Polyporaceae. The transcript has 2 exons.
AUGUCCAUCUCGGAGCGCACGCACAUUCGUUGGUUUCCAGAUGAGGCGUCGGAGCCGACCUCAACGCUUGUCCUCACGGCGCACAACAGGCAAUUUGUAGAUUUGCGCCUCGUCAAGCCUGAUGACCCUUUGGCGCCGUUCACUUCCCUCGAUUGGGGUAUCGGGGGCAGGUCCGUAGGAAUCUUGUCACACGGAGAGUGGAUCCACGAUAUUGAUUCUCGCACGGAGAACCCGGACGAGAAGGACGAGGGAGACAUGUACCCACAUUCCGAGUUGCCCAACGUGACUCUUGAGCGAGGAAAAAUGCGACAUCCAGAAAGCGGGGAGAUCAGAGAGUACGAAGAGGGCUGGAAAGACCUCGAUAUACUUCCGGUUGGAGGGCCAGAAACCGGGAGACGGACCAGCGUCGUACUCGAAACCGCCUUUGAUCCGUCCGACAAGUCGGCAGUGGCUGGGACUCGGAGGGGCCUGAUCGUGAGGGUCGGACAGUUCUGUCAGGCAAUCCUUCGCGAUGGACCGUCUCUCGUGGUCGAGAGAUGGCUGUGGACCGCUGAUGAAGGGUGGAAGAUGCUCGCUCGUAUAGGGGAAGGGGCUCAUCUGCCUUGCGAUCUUACGUGGAGCGAGGCACUGGCAUCAGGGGAUCAUGGUAGCAAGGAAGGCAUUCCUUGGGUAAUCAAGGAAGUGCGCAUGUGGUGA